UGUCGUUUUGUUGUUUAUAUUGUUUAUGAACGGUAUAUUCUGAAAUAAACAGUGUUACUUCAGUACACGGAACGUAAACAAUCGAUUUUUCACAUUUAUAGUUAUUUUAUUACCAAAAUAAUUAUGCAGAAGUAUGAGAAGCUCGAGAAAAUUGGUGAAGGAACCUACGGGACCGUUUUUAAAGCCAAAAAUAAAGAAAGUCAUGAGAUAGUGGCUCUGAAGCGGGUGAGGUUAGACGACGACGAUGAAGGUGUACCAUCUUCCGCUUUACGUGAAAUAUGUCUCCUUAAAGAACUUAAACACAAGAACAUCGUGCGGCUGUACGAUGUCCUGCACAGUGAAAAGAAACUGACACUAGUGUUCGAACAUUGUGACCAGGACUUGAAGAAGUACUUCGACAGUUUAAAUGGAGAAAUAGAUCUGGAUGUGGUGAAAUCCUUUAUGUAUCAAUUGUUGAGGGGACUCGCGUUCUGUCAUAGUCAUAACGUACUUCAUCGCGACCUUAAGCCACAAAAUUUGUUGAUAAAUAAAAAUGGGGAGUUAAAGUUGGCUGACUUUGGUUUAGCGAGAGCCUUUGGUAUACCAGUGAAGUGCUAUUCGGCGGAGGUGGUGACGCUGUGGUACCGGCCGCCGGACGUGUUGUUCGGUGCCAAGCUGUACACCACCAGUAUAGAUAUGUGGUCAGCAGGGUGUAUAUUUGCUGAACUAGCCAACUCAGGCCGCCCUCUCUUCCCUGGAUCUGAUGUUGAUGACCAACUGAAGAGGAUUUUUAAACUAUUGGGCACACCAAAUGAGGACACAUGGCCUGGUGUGACUCAGCUGCCUGACUACAAGCCUCUGCCCAUCUACCAGCCUAGUCUUGGCUUAGCCCAGGUGGUGCCCCGGCUGUCGGCCCGAGGCCGGGACCUAUUGGCUCGCCUUCUCACCUGCAACCCAGCCCUCCGCAUGCCUGCUGACGAUGCCAUGGCACAUGCCUACUUCCACGACCUCAAUCCAUCAGUAAAAAAUGACAGAUGUUAACAAUCAAUACACCCAUACAAAUGUACCUCAGAACUAUUAUAUUGUGCUAAACAAAGCAAUGAAGAGGUACAGGAGUAUUAUGAGGAAGAAGACUCUUAAAUAUGGUUUGACAUAUGGACAUACAGUGUGUAUGAUUAAUAGAAUUUAGAAACAGUUGUACCAGUUAAGUGUUGGUGUUUCUUACUUUGACUAUUUUAAUAAUUGGAAGCUUUUUACCUGUGUUGUUUAUUUAUUUAAUUAAAUAUUUUAUUACAUUGUCUUAGCCUAACAUGACUGUCUUAACUAUUAGUUUUAAUACUAAUCUGCUCAAGAUACUGGUGAUCUCACAUGCAUGUUAAAGUGAUUAAAAUGAUUUACAAUUUGUUAUGUUAAAUUAUGAAAUAAUACAUGUGUAUUUAUAUUAUAGGAAAUAAGACUGUAAAAUCAAUUGCUAAUAUAAAAUGUAAAAUUCGGGUUAAUUAUAAGAGUAAGAAAAACUUUUGAUAAUUAGCAAUAAAUAUUGUGACUUUCA
This is a messenger RNA of Pectinophora gossypiella (pink bollworm), 1531 nucleotides long. It is a transcript of the gene Cdk5, whose product is annotated as cyclin-dependent-like kinase 5. The transcript has 2 exons. Gene Ontology annotation, molecular function: ATP binding; cyclin-dependent protein serine/threonine kinase activity. The coding region runs from base 124 to 1020 and encodes 298 amino acids. Gene Ontology annotation, biological process: synaptic vesicle transport; neuron apoptotic process; protein phosphorylation. The record is from RefSeq and is a predicted model, not a curated record. NCBI's taxonomy places the organism in Eukaryota, Metazoa, Arthropoda, Insecta, Lepidoptera, Gelechiidae. Gene Ontology annotation, cellular component: cytoplasm; nucleus.